This is a messenger RNA of Gadus macrocephalus (Pacific cod), 4666 nucleotides long. RefSeq names its product BCL2 apoptosis regulator b (gene bcl2b). Lineage: Eukaryota; Metazoa; Chordata; Actinopteri; Gadiformes; Gadidae. The transcript is spliced from 2 exons. Gene Ontology annotation, molecular function: protein homodimerization activity; protein heterodimerization activity. The coding region runs from base 573 to 1328 and encodes 251 amino acids. The record is from RefSeq and is a predicted model, not a curated record. Gene Ontology annotation, biological process: intrinsic apoptotic signaling pathway in response to DNA damage; extrinsic apoptotic signaling pathway in absence of ligand; negative regulation of intrinsic apoptotic signaling pathway. Gene Ontology annotation, cellular component: mitochondrial outer membrane.
GGAGAGCGCAAAACCACUCCUCGGCAGUGGGCAGGGAGCAGAGCAGCAGAGAGCGACCGAGCGACCUUGUCUGGUCGGAUUCACAGUUUCGUGGCUUGUUGUGCGUGAAAGCUGCGGAAACGAACAGUGGGUCGCGGUGGUAUGGCGGUUGUUCUUCGCGGUGCAUGUGCUAACUCGGGAUGUUUUUCCAACAGAUCUUUUAACAGAGGUGGUGCAGAGGCAUAGGAUACUCGUUCCCAUUCCUCUCUUCCGUAUGUUGGAUUUGUGUGCAAAAGGAGGAUCGAGGAACGACGCUCACCCAAAAAGGCGCUUGGGAAACAUGAGGAUUGCAUGGAGCGGUCCAAACCCACGUACAGCAUUGUUGGACUUUUAAGAGGUUUGUGUUUGUUCUCGAGCAAGGCUUGCGCAUCGCCCGGACACAUCUCGGUGGAGGAUACACACAUGCAUCAUUUAUACAUGUAACAUAGUUUUCUGUAUUAUGCAUAUGCACACUAUAUCGGACCAGAAGGCGUCCAUGGUGCGUGUCAUUUAACGAUUUCCUCUGUGCACCAAGUGCCAAAUCCUCAACUGCGAUGGCGAACGUGUGCAACCGCGAUAUCGUGCAAAAGUACAUUUUCCAUAAACUGUCCAAGCAGGGGUAUAUGUGGGAAUUCGAGGACGCUGCAGCCGUUCAAGAAGAGGAAGAAGAAGAAGAGGAGGAGGUGGAGGAAGAAGAAGUGGGGAAUAAUAGGUCGAUCAUCGCUCCUCCACCGACUUUGGUGAAACGAUGUCGAGGAGAAGUGGGGGACGACAACGACGCCAACACCGGGCCGGAGAGCAUCCCCCGUCUUUCCAAGCGGAUCACGGCCCGCCACGGGGACCCGCGCGCGGCGACCCACCGGGUGCUGCGCGAGGCGGGGGACGAACUCGAGAGACUCUACCAGGCGGACUUCACCGAGAUGUCGCACCAGCUGUACCUCACGUCGACUACGGCGCAGAGGCGGUUCAGGGAGGUGAUCGACGAGCUGUUCAGGGACGGCGUGAACUGGGGCCGGAUCAUCGCGUUUUUCGAGUUCGGGGGAACCGUGUGCGUGGAGUGCGCCGGCGGCCAGGAGGAGGAGAUGGUGGCGCAAGUGGAGCACAUCGCCGAGUGGAUGACUGAGUACAUGAACGGGCAUCUGAACAACUGGAUCCAGGACAACGGGGGAUGGGAGUCCUUCGUGGAGCUGUACGACAGACAGCGGGGGUCCGUGUUCAGCUGUGCCUGGCCCUCCAUCAGGACCGUGUUUGGCCUCGCCGCGCUCGGCGCCGCCAGCCUCACCAUCGGCGCGUACCUCACUCAGAAGUGAAGAGCAAGAAGAAGAGUCGUCUCCCUCUCUCCGUCUGUCUCGGCCUUUCCUCUCACCUUGACACUCCUCUCCCCCUCCCCCUCCCCAGACCUGUGCCGCAGUUGCUCUCCCCCCUCUCUCUCUCCCCCUCUCUCUCUCCCCCCUCUUUCCUUUCAACGCCGCCCGGCCUUCCUCCGAGACGCUCCUUCAAGAACCACAAAACCCUGCCUCCCCCCCUCUCUCUCCCUCUCUCCCUCUCUCCCUCUCAUCAAAGCUCAGCCCAGGAACUCCCUCCCUUCCGCUGCGUCCGAACCCCCCCUCUCCCCCCUCUCCCCCCUCCGACCACCUCCUCCUUCUCCUCCUUUCCAAACAAAGCCAAGUGAGGAAGGAGCGAGGAGGAGACGAGCAAACAACGGACGGGAGUUGGAAUGUCCCGUCAGGAGGAGGACACUCAGUGACGACUCCUCGUUUAUGUAAUCAGAGAAAGUUGGACCCGGGCGGGCGAGCGGAUGUUAUGUUGAAACAAUAACACACACACACACGCACACACACACACACUCUCACAAAGAAGAAGAAAAAAGUAAACAAAAGGAAGGGCACAGUGCGUCUGGGUUUCGCGUUCUGCCUGCCUGCUUUUUCGUACUGGUCGUAGCAUGAAGCUUUAGGUGUUAGCGUUAGAGACAUGGUGUUGCAUGUGUCGAUGGUUGGCGAGUAGGGAGAACUACAACUCACGUUGGGAGGAGGUCAAGGGGGGGUGGAGGAAGGAUAUAUGCGGUGGAUGUUGGGGUGAGGGACGGUGGGGAGGGAGGGGAGAGGUUGAAGGGCGAUGACAAUCAUCAUAUACACUGCAGAGAGGGAGCCAGACACAACCAGCCCCCCCCCCCCCCCCCCCCCUCCCUUCCCGCUUCAGUAUCCCAACUUGUUAGGGUGAAGAGCCCCCCCGUUUGAACUGUGGACUCCUGUUACCAGCCACCCCCCCCACCCCCAUCUUAGUCGUCCUUCAAAGCACUUCCUUCCCACACCAGCUGCUCAGAAUGUAUAAUGGAGAAGGAGCAACUGCAUGGAGUGUUUGUGUGUGUGUGUGUGUGUGUGUGUGUGUGUGUGUGUGUGUGUGUGUGUGUGUGUGUGUGUGUGUGUGUGUGUGUGUGUGUGUGUGUGUGUGUGUGUGUGUGUGUGUGUGUGUGUGUGUGUGUGUGCAUUGUAAACAGCUUUUGCUCCUCAAGUACCGUCUGCAGCGGUGGAAGCGAUGCAGAACAGAGAGCCCCUGGUCACACACACAGACCGAGGCGGACUCAGCUUUCAAACUUUUAGAGAAAAAAAAAAAAGGCUGCUUCGAUUAUCGAUUAUUGAUGAUGACGGUGUGAUCAGUUUAAUUUCAUUUCCUGUAGCGGGGGGGGGGGGGGGUUGGGCAAAGUAGCAAAGAACUUUUCGAUUCAAAGAGGUUUGAGGAGGAGACGAUGGAGGAGGAAAGGGUGGAGGGGAAUGGUUGGCCCAAAGACAUUUAUACUGGGGAGCUCGGAGCUUCACGAUGUGCAGCCCGGUGGAGGGGAAUGGGUUCUGACAGGGGGAGAGAACGCGGGGCUAACUCACCACGAAACGCCGCCGUCUUUGAAGAAACGGAGAGACAUGGCCAAACCGAGUAGGACGCCGGAGUGGAGAUCAGUGAAUAACCGCGUUUGGCAGAGCGCGAGGAGACGAGGAGCUGAUCAAAGCCGCAGAAAUGGAGGAGAGAGGAGAGGAGAGGAUGGGUUGUGUGUUUGACGGGGCUGCUCACAGAGUCCUCCCUCCUUUCCUUCCUCCCCUCUCCACUCCUCUCCUCCAACGUCCGCCCCCCCUGGUUGAGGAGCAAGAGGCCUUCCCCUCUGCCCCACGUUGAAGGACAAAGGAAAUUCUUACCAUGCUGACCAAGUGUGGAAGUGGUGGUUAACCCUUAUCCGGUGACAAAGCGCUUUCCUCCCAAUCUGGACUCUCUCCCACAGAACCCCCUGUGUUUGUUCCGCCGCGGUCGGCCAAGUUAUUUAUUUUUCUGCCCCACUUUUCAUUUUCCUGUUUGUGUUUAUCUCGUCCGCAUGUGGUAAGACUCGUCAGCCACGGCCGUAAACGAGCUGUGCUGGGACGGUCAAGAUGUGCGCCGCCAACCCCCCCCCCCCCCCCCACCGUCCCCCCCUGUCCCAUCGGGCUCUGAAGACGUUGGUUGUCCCUCCCCCCCCCCCCCCUAAGCAAACAAAGAAGUACAACACAGCCUUCUUCAGGACUGUUCCAAACUGUUCCCACACAGAGAAGGACAAUGGAUUGUAAAGAAAGAAGAAAAAAUAAAAAAAAGAGGAAAAAAAUAAACUUAAGCAUGGAUUUCUAGGUCACCAAUAACUGUAAGUGUCGAAGCCCGCACACAAAGAUCUCAUCUGUGCAUCGCCCGUCUGCCCCAGGGCCUUGGAUAUUGGAACCUGAGAUUGUCCCCUCUGCCAAGUUGCGGUGUCAUCAGGCCCGCACAACGAGACAUUGAUUCAUCAUUUCCGGGCAGUUUGUAUCGACCGUGGUUCUUGCAUUACAGUUAUGAAUUCAGGAAGGCUUUGAUUACAAAUCCCAGUUUGUUUGUACGACUUUUUCAUACUGUCAUGGAAAAGCAAAAUGUCUCUCUUUCUCACUCUCUCUUUCUCAUUGAAUACUAAACUUCACAUUUGGUGGAAAAUUGGUGGUCUUCACGGGAAUAAUAAUUACACUUGUUUAACAAUAUUUAUACAUGAGUAGGGUAGAAGAUGAUACUAAAGCAACAAGAGUUUUGUAGAGGUACAGAAAACUUAAACAAUUCUUUGUUCAAAUCAAUAUUUUUAUUUCAUGGAAUCACACUGUCAUUUUCCGGCUGCUGUACGAUAAAAAACGUUAAAAAAAAAGAAGUGAAUCUCCGUAUUGUGCAAAUAUCAGCUUAUGACUGCUAAACCCGAAUGACUUUUGACUUAUUACAGCUUUUGAACUGCCACAGUUAACAGAAUAGUUCUAGAAAAAUCCUGAAACCAAAGCUAACUUGUAUUACUCUUUUUUUAUUACUAUUAUAACAUGUAGCUUAAAGAGGAAAACAUGGUGUAUCCUUUUAUUCACGUUGGGAAGAAGCACCCUUUUGCAACCUUUGUCUGAUCCUAAGUGUUCUAUAUCAGCUGACCUUUGUCAACCCAUGAUCCAAUCAUUUGGCUUACAGCACUGAACAGUACAGUACUGUAAAAUACAGAGAACGCAGAAUUAAAAAUGGUCUCUCAACCCAAACGUCACAUAGAGAUCCCAACUGAUGUGUCAUGUUAAAAAAGUAACCCAAAGUUUCCUGUGUGAACACAAUGGUGUGACAGCAAUAUAUAUAUAUAUAUAUA